AGUUUCUGCAUUCAGAAGUCAUCAUGGGCAAAUCCAAUCUGGAACUCGUCGGCGAAUGCGAUAAUUUCCCCUACUACGAGGAUGAUCGCGCCGCAUACACGGAGAACCUGAACAACUACCAUGCAUUCAAAGUAUCCGGAUAUGAUUGUACACUCGGCUACAUCCUAAAUGCAGUCGUCGAGAAAUUCCCCUGGUCAGCACAAAGCUGGGCCAUCGACUCAACCGCGCAGACCGUGACGCUAGUGACACCCGCAGGAGCCACCCCCGCACACCGGAGCAAGAUCGUCGCAGCAGACAUAGCCGAAGCCGUGAAACAAGCCAAAUUCGAAGUUCUGCAAGGCUGGCGCAAUGAGAACUACGCAGUCUACGGCCCGGGCGGAGAAUUCCUCCUCGAGAUGGAGCGCGCCGCAACCCCGCUCUUCGGCAUCGUCUCCUACGGCGCCCAUCUAACAGGCUACGUGCAGGAUGAAUCCGGCAUCAAGAUCUGGGUACCGCGCCGCGCAAAGAACAAGCAAACCUACCCAAGCCUCCUUGAUAACACCGUCGCCGGCGGCAUGUGCACCGGCGAGACGCCGUUUGAGUGUAUCGUCCGCGAAGCUAUGGAAGAGGCAUCCUUGCCUGAGGCGGCGGUGCGCGCUGCGACUCUCUCUGCGGGUUGUGUUACGUACUCGCAUGUGCGGGAUGUGCGUGCGGGCGGCGAGACGGGCCUCAUUCAGCCUGAGGUUGAGUAUAUAUACGAUCUUAAGCUUGAUGCUGAGACUAUUCCGAAACCUGGUGAUAAUGAGGUCGAGGAAUUCAAAUUGCUGUCGAUUCCGGAGGUGCGGACGGCUUUGGCGCGUGGCGAGUUCAAGCCCAAUUGUGCUAAUAUCAUGAUUGAUUUCUUUGUGAGGCAUGGGCUGCUGACGCCGGAGAAUGAGCCUGAUUUCUUGCAGAUCGUUGCUAGGUUGCAUCGUCGCUUGGAGUACCCGACUGCUUCGCAUUGCGUGCGGUAG
Molecule: messenger RNA, 992 nt
Organism: Penicillium samsonianum
Lineage: Eukaryota; Fungi; Ascomycota; Eurotiomycetes; Eurotiales; Aspergillaceae
Product: thiamine pyrophosphokinase-related protein
Exons: 2
Coding region: 24-992 (322 amino acids)
Molecular function (GO): 8-oxo-dGDP phosphatase activity
Source: RefSeq, a predicted model, not a curated record